CGACACAACAGUGGAGGCAGCAAUCUCGGCCGUCCAAGUCUCCUCCUCCUUUCCGAGCCAAUUUCUACUCUGCUUUGGCUCUCCUCUCGUGCUGCUCGUGGUGCCAUCCUCUCUCUCUCUCCCCGCGACGGUGCCUGUUGCUCCUCUCAUCCGCCAUUGAUGGGGUGCAAGGCGUGCCAGAAGCCCAAGGUGCACUACCGGAAGGGCCUGUGGUCGCCGGAGGAGGACCAGAAGCUCCGCGACUACAUCCUCCGCUACGGCCACGGCUGCUGGAGCGCCGUCCCCGUCAAGGCCGGGCUGGAGCGUAACGGCAAGAGUUGCAGGCUGAGAUGGAUCAAUUACCUGAGGCCGGGGCUGAAGCACGGCAUGUUCUCUCGGGAGGAAGAGGAAACCGUAAUGAACCUGCACGCCACAAUGGGCAACAAGUGGUCACAGAUAGCGCGGCAUCUGCCUGGCAGGACGGACAACGAGGUGAAGAACUACUGGAACUCGUACCUCAAGAAGCGAGUCGAGGGCACGCAGGCGCCGGCAAGAAAAUCCGCCGAGCCGGCCGACGUCACCGGCAGCCCGAACAGCAGCGAGACCGGGCAAGAACGCGCCGUCGCUGAGCAGCCGGCUAGCUCCGAUUCGUCCGAGCCGGUGGAGUCGUCGUCGGCCGACGACUCGAGCUGCCUCACCGAGCCCGCGGCGGGGGCGGGGGCGGGGUUCGCCGCCGUCCGCCCGCACGCGCCCGUGAUCCCCAAGGUCAUGUUCGCCGACUGGUUCGACAUGGACUACGGCACUAGCCUCCCCGGGACGGCACCGGCUGGCCUGGACGCCACGGGCAGUGCCGCCUUCGACGCCAGCGGCGGCGGCGGCGGCAGCCCCGCGCAGGGCCUGAGCCAUCAGUGCUCGUCGUCGGUGCAGGUCGACGGACCGUGCGGCGCCGUGGACUCCCUGCACGGGCUGGGCGACGGCGGUUUCUGCUGGGAUUUCGACGACGCGGCCGAUCACAUGCAAGGAGGAGGGCUCAGCGACCUGCUCUCCAUGAGCGAGUUCCUCGGCAUCAACUAGGCGGGAACGGACACUCAUCCCGAAGGUGGCAGUGCAGAAAGUAGAGAAUUUCUUUCGUACAGUUCGUCAAGAAAGUGUAAAUUCCUCGGUUUUUUCCUCUUUUUUUUCAGAGUUGUAAAUCGUACCGUGGAUGUGCAAUAGUUAAACUUACUGGUUUGUUAGUGGUGAGUUUGAACCUCGAAAUGGAGUCCUUCUCUUCACAUGUUUCGUGUAGUUCGACCUGGCUUUCAGUAUUCUGUUCUCGUCUGAAGAACACCUCACGCUAGCUCUUGGGUGGGUACGAUUGUACAAGCAGUUGCUAUUAAA
Molecule: messenger RNA, 1359 nt
Organism: Oryza brachyantha (malo sina)
Lineage: Eukaryota; Viridiplantae; Streptophyta; Magnoliopsida; Poales; Poaceae
Product: transcription factor LAF1-like
Exons: 3
Coding region: 160-1053 (297 amino acids)
Source: RefSeq, a predicted model, not a curated record